AUGUGCAGACCUCCGAGGCAUCAUAGAGGGGUUCCGGAAGCUCUCAGCAAGGGGCUGCGGGCUUCCUCGGCUCUCUGGCCAGUGGGGGCACUUCCUGCCACGCCAGCACCAGCUCUGGGCUCGAGUCUAACACUUUCCCGAAAGGGGAGCACAGGAGCGGAACUGAUGGCAGCUCUUCUUCUGACAGCCAGGCCCCAGGAAUUGGUGACAUUUGAGGAUGUGGCCGUGUAUCUCACAAAAGAGGAAUGGGGGCUUCUGGACCCUGCUCAGAGGAGGCUCUACAGGGACGUGAUGCUGGAGAAUUAUGAGAAUGUCAUUUCACUGGGAUUUCCUGUUUCCAAACCUGACCUGAUCUCCCAGCUGGAGCGAGGGGAAGUACCAUGCUUGCCAGAUCUGCCCAGAACUGAGGUUCCAGAGAUCCAUGGUGCUAAGAGCUCUGUGACUGAGAAAGAGGCAUCUAUUCCACAGCAGGAAGUUGGUGAAGAAGUGAAAACCCAGGGAAUAUUAUCAGCAGGCUCCCCAAAGGGGAUUCACCAAGACUGUCUAGUUGGAGGCCGCUGUGAUGUUGAGGGCAGUUUAGAGUGGCAGCAGGGAAACCCUGUAGGAGAUAGGGCUCAGCCAUCUGAUUCAUGUGGCAGCCUCACAAAUAAUUCAGACUUUCCAAAACAGCACCAGAGACAGGAGCAAAGGGUCGAGAAGCCCCAUGAAUGCGAGGAAUGUGGGAAAGGCUUCAGACUUAACAUAGAACUUAUUCAGCACGAGCGAAUACAUAGUGGAGAGAAGCCCCAUGAAUGUGAGGAAUGUGGGAAAGGCUUCAAGGGACACUCAGAGCUUAUUGAACAUGAGAGAAUUCACAGUGGAGCAAAACCCUAUAAAUGUAAGGAGUGUGGGAAAGCCUUCAGGAGGAGCUCAGGACUUAGUAGACAUAGGCGAAUUCAUAGCAUAGUAAAGCCCUAUCGAUGUAAUGAAUGUGGGAAGUCCUUUAAGAGGAGUACAGGCCUUAGCCAACAUCAGAAAGUUCAUAGUGGAGAGAAGCCCUAUGAAUGUAAUGAAUGUGGGAGAGCCUUCAAGGUUAGCACACACCUUAUUCGGCAUCAAAGAAUUCACAGCGGUGAGAAGCCUUUUGAAUGUAAUGACUGUAGAAAGGGCUUCAGGGAACAUUCAGACCUUAUUAAGCAUCAGAGAAUUCAUACUGGAGAAAAACCCUAUAAGUGUAGUGAAUGUGGUAAAGCUUUUCGGGGGCAAUCCGGCCUUCUUGAACAUCAGAGAAUUCAUAGUGGAGCAAAACCAUUUGAAUGUAUUCAAUGUGGAAAGGCAUUCAGAAGGAGUUCAGAGCUUACCAAACAUCGGCGAAUUCAUACAGGAGAAAAACCCUAUGAAUGUAAAGAAUGUGGGAAGCCUUUCAGGCAGAGUUCAAGCCUUUUAGAGCAUCAGAGAAUUCAUACUGGAGAGAAACCUUAUGAAUGUAUUGAAUGUGGGAAAACCUUCAGGGGACCUUCAGACCUUAUUAAACAUAGGAGAAUUCAUAGUGGAGCAAAACCUUAUGAAUGUAAUGAAUGUGGGAAAACCUUCAGGAGGAGUUCAGGUCUUAAUCGACAUCGGAGAAUUCAUAGUGGAGCAUCACUCCAUGGAUGUGAUGAGUGUGGGAAAGCCUUUAGGAAGAGUUCAGCCCUGUACAGACAUCAAAAAACUCACAGUAGUUAGAAAUCCAGUGAAAGUAAUGAGUUUGGGAAGACCUUCAGAAAACACUUGGAUUUUGUUAAACAUUAGUUAAUAGUAAAGCAAACCCCUGUUGAUGUAAUGAACGUAGGAAAGCUUUUUGGAAAAGAUCAGGGCUUAGUCAAUAUUGGGGAAUUCAUGUGUAAGAAAAACCUAAUGAAUUU
Molecule: messenger RNA, 1883 nt
Organism: Vombatus ursinus (common wombat)
Lineage: Eukaryota; Metazoa; Chordata; Mammalia; Diprotodontia; Vombatidae
Product: zinc finger protein OZF-like
Exons: 5
Coding region: 1-1704 (567 amino acids)
Biological process (GO): regulation of DNA-templated transcription
Source: RefSeq, a predicted model, not a curated record